Pyricularia oryzae 70-15 is the source of this 2517-nucleotide messenger RNA. RefSeq lists its product as uncharacterized. The record is from RefSeq and is a predicted model, not a curated record. The transcript has a single exon. Gene Ontology annotation, biological process: glucan catabolic process. Lineage: Eukaryota; Fungi; Ascomycota; Sordariomycetes; Magnaporthales; Pyriculariaceae. Gene Ontology annotation, molecular function: beta-glucosidase activity. The coding region runs from base 1 to 2517 and encodes 838 amino acids.
AUGGCCAAAGAGCCAUACCUCGACGUCGACGACGUCAUCUCCCGCCUCACCAUCGAGGAGAAAGUCGCCCUCCUCUCAGGCAAGGAUUUCUGGCAGACUCGCGAUGUGCCGCGCCUCAACGUGCCUUCUCUGCGCUUCAGCGAUGGGCCCAACGGCGCCCGCGGCCGGCGCUUCUUCAACGGCACUCCUGCCGCAUGCAUGCCCUGCGGCACCGGCCUGGCUGCCACCUGGGAUGUCGAGCUGAUUGAGCACGCUGGCGCGACACUUGGGGAGGAGUGCAAAGGGAGGGGUGCGCACGUGUUGCUGGGUCCGACCAUCAACAUCCAGAGGAGUCCGCUUGGCGGUAGGGGGUUUGAGAGCUACAGCGAGGAUCCUGUACUGUCUGGACUGAUGGCGUCUGCAAUGGUCAAGGGUGUGCAGAGCACGGGGGUUGGGGCAUGUCUGAAGCACUAUCACAGGCAGGCAUACAAUGCCGUUAUAAGCGAACGAGCCCUCCGUGAGAUCUACCUGAUGCCAUUCCAGAUCGCCCAAAGGGACUCCAAUCCUCUGACAUACAUGACCAGCUACAACCGGGUCAACGGGCUGCACGUGAGCGAGAACCCUCGGUUGAUGCAAGACAUUCUCCGAGACGAGUGGAAGUUUGAUGGAUUCAUUAUGAGUGAUUGGCUUGGUACAUACUCGGCUGCGGAGUCUACCAACGCAGGUCUGGACAUUGAGAUGCCCGGCCCACCUCGCGUUCGCGGUCUCAACCUUGUCGUGUCGCUCGGCAGCAGGAAGCUCACCGAGCACACGGUCGACCAGCGGGUCCGCAACCUUCUCAACCUCAUCAACCGCGUCGCCUGCCCCGAGCGACCCUUCCUCACCGAUGCACCCGAGAAGACAGACACUUGCAUCCCGGCGGACGAACUCUCGUCGCGCAUGCACAAGAUCGCUUCGGAUGGCCUUGUGCUCCUUAAAAACAACAACAACGUCCUCCCGCUCAGCAAAGACAAGACCGUGGCAGUCAUCGGCCCCAAUGCCCACAUUGCUGCCUAUGCAGGGGGCGGCUCGGCCAGCCUCCGGCCCACAUACACAACGACGCCUCUCGACGGGGUUCGCAAGCACGUCCCAUCGGCCAAGUACACGCUCGGCGCCGCGGGCUACAAGCAGCUCCCCGCGCUCAGCCUCAUGAGCACGACGCCCGACGGUACGGGGAGGAAGGGCGUCUUGUGCAAGUUCUACAACGAACCGGCCGGCCACGAGGGUCGCGUGCUUCGCGACACGGUCCACACGGACCUCUCCGACAUGCUGCUGGUCGACUACUCGCACCCAGACGUGAGCCCCGAGCUCUUCUACAUGGACAUCGAGGGCGACAUCACGCCCGCGCAGUCGGGCGAGUACAUGUUUGGGUGCUCGGUGCGCGGCACCGCCAGGGUCCUGGUGGACGGGCAGCUGGUGGUGGACAACGCCACGACGCAGGUGCUGGGCGGCACCUUCAUGGGCGCCGGCACGAGGGAGGAGCGCGGCACCGUGGCCCUCGAGGCCGGGCGCACGCACCGCGUCGUGCUGCAGUUCGGGUCGAGCCAGACGCAGCGCGUCAAGAAGAAGGGCGCCACGGCGAUGCGCGGGGGAGGUGUCCGCAUCGGCUGCGCCCCCGUCGUGGACGCCGACGCCGAGAUCAAGCCCGCCGUCGACCUCGCUGCCAGCGUGGACCAGGUCGUCCUCGUGGUCGGCUUGACGGGCGAGUGGGAGUCGGAGGGCUUCGACCGCGACAACAUGGACCUCCCCGGCCGGACGAACGAUCUGGUCCGGGCCGUCAUGGCGGCGAACCCCAACACGGCCGUCGUGGUGCAGAGCGGGACCCCUGUAGAGCUGCCUUGGGCGGAUGAGGUCCCGGCGAUCCUGCAGUCGUGGUUUGGGGGCAACGAGGGCGGAAACGCCAUCGCUUCUGUUCUGUUCGGGGAUGUAAACCCGUCAGGGAAGCUGCCGUUAUCGAUGCCGAAGCGGUUGGAGGAUAAUCCGGCUUUCUUAAACUUUGGAUCAGAGAACGGCCGGACUCUGUACGGUGAGGAUAUCUAUGUCGGAUACCGGUUUUAUGAGAAGACCAAGAAGGAGGUGUUGUUCCCAUUCGGACACGGCCUAUCCUAUACGACCUUUGACAUUACCAACUUUGACGUCGAUGUCAAAGCAGAUUCCAAUGGGGACGACAUGGUGCUGGUUUCAGGGGAUGUUGCCAACACUGGAACACGCGACGGCCAAACCGUGGUGCAGGUGUACAUCAGACAACAAAAGCCCAGCAUCAAGCGGCCGCCCAAGGAGCUGAAGGGGUUCCAGAAGGUGGCAGUCAAGACGGGGGCCAAGGCUUCUGUGGCUGUAACUAUCUCAAAGAAGUAUGCAACCAGCUAUUGGGAUGAGGAGCGGGAUCAAUGGAUCUCUGAAGCUGGCGAGUAUGACGUCUUGGUUGGGCAGAGUUCUGCAGACGUGGUUGUGGCCGGCCACUUUACCAUUGCCAAGACAAAUUGGUGGAAAGGCCUUUGA